AUGGAACAAAUCGAAACAGCUGGUGGUUCAGAGGCAGUUUUUGAAUUGAUCAAUAUUAUACGACAAGAUCCAAGUAUUUGGGAUCGAACAUCCACAACCUACAUUACUCAUUUUGAUUUAAAAAUACAUCGAUUUGCGGAAAUUGCUGAACAACUCAAUUUGGAAGCUGUAACAGCCGAAGUCGUAGCAUCAGCAUGGCGAGAAUUGAGCGAGAAAUAUCGUCGACGAUUAUAUGAUGGUAAACGUCGGAAUGGUGCAACAAAUUGGCCGUAUUUUGAAGCGAUGAGCUUUUUACGAGAUCAAUAUGAACAAACUAAGUGGUAUCGUCCAUUAUCGGUAUCACGAUCUAAUCAAUUAUCAUCUUCAUCAAAUGUUGCACAUCUGGUAGAUACAUUCUUAACUGCACAAGCAGUCCUUGAUGCUGAGCAAACAAUCUCAAAAGCUGUUGAACCAAUGCUUCCUAUUACUUUGUCAGAUUCUUUACAGCAAAAGGGAGAUACAGUGUUAGCUAUCCCGGUUGGAAAUGGUGAUGAACGAAGUCAGUUCGACAAAGCGGAAUUCACAGCUAAAUACGAAUUGGUUGAUCCUACGUUUCAUUCCUUUACAACCGCUGACCAAAAUGAAUUAAGCGGAAAUUAUACAAGAACUGCUUACAGCGUUGACGUGGAUAAUAUUGCUAUAGCUUCCGCUGCUGACAGUACAAAAUCACCCGAUAAUUAUGAUGAAAAGCAGCCGGUAUCACCAACAGCAUCUGUUGAUGGCUUGCCGCAGAGUAGUAACAAUAGUAUUACCGAUCAAGCAAUUCCUCUUCUUAAGACACGAAUACGAGCGCAACGUUAUGAAGCGUACAAAAAUCCUCGCCGAAUAUGGAAACACCAGAAACAAUCGGCAUUACAUCAAACUCCUGGCUCCGUUAACAAUACUUUUUCCAGUGUUCCAACAGGGGAGACAGUUGCAGAGAUUUUACGAUCUGUGCGAGUUGCCUCAGAUGGGAUACCAUCAUAUAGUUUAAAUUCGAACCCGCACCAUCAUUUGCAACAACAGCAGCAUUUUUCACCUCCUCCAUUGUGCGACAGUUCUUCGAGAUGGGAGAAUGUUGGCCGAGUGUGGGUAGAUAUGAUGAAAAUGAUACGAUCGCCUCAACUAGCACUUGCAGCCCACAAAUAUAUCAUGAACACAUUGUUUUCCGUCCUGGAAGCUGAUCAACAA
This is a messenger RNA of Acanthocheilonema viteae, 1209 nucleotides long. Lineage: Eukaryota; Metazoa; Nematoda; Chromadorea; Rhabditida; Onchocercidae. The record is from the annotation of a GenBank genome assembly.